AAAAGCAGCAAAAGUAAAAGCAACAAAAAUGCUCAACGGCUCCCAACGAAAAUCGAACCACAGCAAGUUUCCUCCACUGGUUAUUUCCAGCCUUCAGCAUCUGCUCCUUAUUCAGCACAGACAGCAAAAGAAGAGGAAGCAGAAGAACUAGAAGAGCCAGGAAAGAGACAAUGAGCAGCAGCGAGAUCAAUGAGUUUGACAACUUCAAACGAGUUGUCCAGAAGUCGUCUCAGUUGCAGGCAAAGAAGCUCUGGCAAUCUGAGCAGUACCAGAAGCAGCUCAGCUCCAAUCUAAAAAAGAUCAUAAACAACAAGAGCACGAUAAAGGAGUCUUCCUUCUUGAAACAAAGUUAUAUGAACCUAAUCAACAGUGCCAACAUCAACAACAUAGGCAAUCUCAAUCUCAAUCUUAAUCUUAACAGUGGCGGCAACAGCAACAGCAAUAGCAACAACACUUUUGGGAGUAGUUCCAACACUUCAAACAGCAACUAUCGCAGCAUCGGCAGCAGUAAUAACAACCAUAAUAUAGGUGGUCAUAACAAUACUAAUGUUCAUAAUAACAGCAACAUUAUUAGCCAAAAAGAUAAGGAAUUCAAUGAAAACGAGUCCCUAUAUAAGAUAAAGCAAAUUCACGAAAACGAUCGAAAAAUUCAAAAACAAUUUAUUGAAUUGAAUCUCAAUUUGAAUAAUUUGAAAAAAUUCAACAAAAAAUUGCAGUACAAUUUCAUUAAAAAGGAGAAAGAAUUGACUAGAAAUGCAAAUGAUUUACAAAAAUUCGCUGAAUUAACUGAUCAAAGAAUCAGAAUACUAGAAAAUACCCAGAGGUUAAUAGAAUCAAAUAAAAAUUUAUAACCAAUCCAAUUAAUUGAAUUUUAAUUUUUGAAAUGAAAUUUAAAUAAAUAUUAAAUUAGGUAAAUUAAAGAUUAUUAGAAAGACAACUAAUAAGUUAAUGAAAUCGUUAUAUAAUUAAACAAAAGAAAGACCAAAAUUAAAAUUAAAAUCAAAAUCAAAAUUAAAACAGAAACAAAAACAAAAACGGA
Molecule: messenger RNA, 1039 nt
Organism: Ascoidea rubescens DSM 1968
Lineage: Eukaryota; Fungi; Ascomycota; Saccharomycetes; Ascoideales; Ascoideaceae
Exons: 1
Coding region: 171-851 (226 amino acids)
Source: RefSeq, a predicted model, not a curated record